AUGGCGAGUGAUCCUGACCGGGACUUCAACUCAGGACUUACCGCUUCUAAGUUCAACGCCCUACCGACAACAGGCUACAUCGACAGAACGAGCGACGUGCAGACGGCUGCUUUGGUACUGCUGUUCACCGGUUGCGUGAACUCUUCAAAUGAAGAGCGAGACAUUGCCUAUCGAAUUGUCGACUCGUAUUAUUCGCUGCUCAAUUCAUGGCGUUUGUGGCAUACGCGGGCUCGACUAGAAAACAUAGCUAGAAAAAAUGGUCUUUCAAAUUCGUCUGUGAAGAAUGCCGAAUUCUUGCCACAGAUAUAUUUAACAUGUAGCUUUUGUGGCAAACCCGCGUGCGGUCCUCCAGAUAGACAGCGUCAGAAGCAGAAGUUAGGCAGUUGUUUAAACUGUAAAAAGCCUCUCCCUCGAUGUACUCUAUGCGGACUUCAUCUCGGGACACAGCUUGUAUCUUGCUACGACGCGUCAGGAAAAUCUAACAAAUUUGGCUCUUGGUUCGCGUGGUGUCAGGCGUGUCGUCACGGUGGCCAUACCGAACAUUUAGCCACUUGGUUUGAGGUACUUCAUACGUAUUUUUGGACUGUUCUUGAUCAAUGUAUUUUGUAAUU
This is a messenger RNA of Soboliphyme baturini, 611 nucleotides long. The record is from the annotation of a GenBank genome assembly. Lineage: Eukaryota; Metazoa; Nematoda; Enoplea; Dioctophymatida; Soboliphymatidae.